AUGCCGACUAAAGCCAAGAAGCCCGUCAAGGCGGAGCUCCCGCCCCAGGAGGAGAUGGACAAGCCGUCGACGCCCGCCGGGGGGAUGUUCGAGCCGCCCAAGGUGGAGAUCGUGCGUCCGACGCUGCAGCUGUCGCUGACGGCGGAGCAGCUGGAGGAGGAGAUUCCGCGUAUUUUGACGGCGAAGAACCCGGAGGCGCCGGAGUCGGUGGUGCGGUACAACGCGAAGGAGAAGCAGUGGAAGGCGGACGCGAUGAUCGACCAGCUGCUGGUGCACUUCAGCAGCGAGGGGUGGCUGAUCAGCGAGGGGAGCGAGGAGGCGCGCGUGCAGGCGGAGCAGCAGAAGGCGGAGGCGGAGGCGAAGCAGGAGUACGACCGCGAGGUGGCCAAGCGGCGGCAGGAGCAGGGCGCGGACGACGAGCCGCGGGAGCUGCGCAACGUGUUCAACUUCGCGGACCGCGCGAUGCAGACGAACAACCUGGGGAUGCGCGACCGCGCGGUGAUGACGGACCCGCCGCCGCUGGAGACGCUCGCGGGGUCGUGCUCGUUCAACGAGAUUUACGACGCCUACAUCGAGGAGCAGAUCCGGGUGCGGCUGGCGGAGAAGGCGCAGCGGGAGCUGGGGCGCGGGGGCAAGAAGAAGGGGGGCGGCGCGGCGGCGGCGCACGCGGCGGACGCGGACCGCGCGGAGGACGACGACGGGGAGCGGGACAAGGGCGACGGCGACGUGCUGCACGGGCGGGAGAUGGGCCUGGCCGUCAAGCUGAUGGAGCGCAUGGUCAACCAGAACGCGUACAACGACAUCUUCCAGGACUUCAAGUACUGGGAGGACCCGUCGGACAAGUACCGCGACGGCGAGGGCACGAUGCUGCCGCUGUGGAAGUUCUACCACGAGCGCGCGAAGCGGAAGCACGUGACGAGCAUCUGCUGGUCCCCGCGGUACGGCGACAUGUUCGCGGUCGGGUACGGCUCGUUCGACUUCGCGCGGCAGGGCUCGGGCCUGAUCUGCGUCUUCUCGUACAAGAACCCCAGCUGGCCCGAGGUGGCCAUCACCACGGAGAGCGGCGUGAUGAGCCUGGACUUCCACCCGGAGCAGUGCAACCUGCUCGCGGUGGGGCUGUACGACGGCAGCGUGCUCGUGUUCGACGUGAGCCAGACGCACUCCAUCCCGCUGUACAAGAGCAGCGUGCGCGUGGGCAAGCACACCGACCCCGUGUGGCAGGUGCGCUGGCAGGAGGACGAGGCCGCGAAGAGCCUCCAGUUCUACUCGGUCAGCACCGACGGCCGCGUGCUCAUCUGGACGGUCAGCAAGUCGGGCGGCACGCUCGAGUGCCAGAACGGCAUGGACCUCAAGCUCGAGGCCGGGGACGAGUCGGACCGCGACGACGACGACGCGCUGAUCAACCAGCUCGCGGGCGGGUGCUGCUUCGACUUCAACCAGCAGCAGGACCACCUCUUCGUCGUCGGGACCGAGGAGGGCACGGUGCACAAGUGCUCCAAGGCCUACGCGUCGCAGUACCUGGACACGUACAACGCGCACUCGCUGCCCGUGUACGCGGUGCGCUGGAACUGCGUGCACCCGCGCGUGUUCCUCUCCGCGAGCGCGGACUGGUCGGUCAAGCUCUGGGACCACACCAACCAAGACAGCUUCUUGUCGUACGACCUGGGGAGCCCCGUGGGGGACGCGGCGUGGGCGCCGUACUCGGCGACGGUGUUCUCGGCCGUGACGGCGGACGGCAAGGUGCACCUGUUCGACCUGAGCCAGAACAAGCACGAGCCGAUCUGCGAGCAGAAGAUCGUGCGCAAGGCCAAGCUCACGCGCCUGGCGUACAACCCCAACGCGGAGCACCCCGUGCUGCUGGUGGGCGACGACCACGGGUGCGUGACCGCGCUCAAGCUGUCGCCCAACCUGCACCGCGCGUGCAAGCCCGAGGAGGGCCAGUCGGUGGCCGAGGCCGACGUGGCGCGCAUGGACCGCAUCAUCGACAUCGCGUUCAAGAGCCGCGCCCAGGCCGCCGCCGCCGCGAGCCGCCAGGGCGCGCAGUCGCCCGCGCCGUGA
Molecule: messenger RNA, 2058 nt
Organism: Pedinophyceae sp. YPF-701
Lineage: Eukaryota; Viridiplantae; Chlorophyta; Pedinophyceae
Source: the annotation of a GenBank genome assembly